Xenopus laevis (African clawed frog) is the source of this 6952-nucleotide messenger RNA. RefSeq names its product HEAT repeat containing 5A L homeolog (gene heatr5a.L). Gene Ontology annotation, biological process: intracellular protein localization; endocytosis; retrograde transport, endosome to Golgi. The transcript has 36 exons. Gene Ontology annotation, cellular component: cytosol; endocytic vesicle; membrane. The record is from RefSeq and is a predicted model, not a curated record. Lineage: Eukaryota; Metazoa; Chordata; Amphibia; Anura; Pipidae. The coding region runs from base 195 to 6284 and encodes 2029 amino acids.
UUAGGACAAACCCCCGGUGACAGGUUUCAGCAGGAGACAGAUACUGUAGGAUCGAUGACAUCGGCGCUCUGCAGGCUGGCGACUCCAGAGCAGAGUGCGAUCUCCACAGACCUGACAGAUGAGCGCCGAUAGAACGGAGCCGCCCCUGUUGGAUUUAGGAGAAGGAAAAAAAAGGUCCGGUUGUUAGAACCGGAAUGGAGCUGGAAGAGAGGGGUCUGCAGCUGCUUGAUGUCGCGGAACUGGAGGAGCCUCAGCGUGGGCUUCGGGUGCUGGAAUGGCUGCGACACCUGCGGAGAGUUCUCCCCGUUAUUACGCGGGCCGAAAUAAAGGAGAACCAGAAGCAGUUGAUUGAGCAAUUGUUACUUGUAAUGAUGGGCUUCCCUGGACCACCAGCUCGUCGCCUCUUGGCUUAUAAUUUGGCUUUUGUGUACAGCUCUGGAGAUACCUUCUCAGUAUAUGAAACUAUCGACCGAUGUAACGAUGUUAUUCGCAGUAAGGAUGAUUCUCCCAGCUACCUCCCAAGUAAACUUGCCGCUGUUGCCUGUCUUGGAACUCUGUACCAAAGGUUGGGCCGCCUUUUAGGGAGCACUUUCAGUGACACUGUGUCCAACCUGCUGAAAGUUCUGCGGAGUGCAGAGUCCCAAGGACGUUCAGAGAUCAUGUUAAGCCUUGAGCGAAUACUCACAGGCUUGGGAUCUGUAGCCAUUCCUUGCCACCGGGACAUUUACAAGGCAGCUCGUUCCUGCUUGACCGACCGUUCCAUGUCAGUGCGCUGCUCUGCUGCACAGUGUCUCCUAACUCUACAGAAGGAGGCAUCUUUUAUGUGGGGCUCUGAUCUUGAGAGUCUGGCUUCCAUUUGCUUCAAGGCUUUUGAGGGCAGCAGUUACGAUGUACGACUUGCAGUAGCCAGGCUGCUUGGAAAGGUGCUGGCCAGAGCCGUGCAAGGACCCUCUUCACCUAGACAAAAUGUCCGCAAGCUGUCACUGCAGGAGGCUCUUGGCUUGCUGUCCACUGGCUUCCUGCGGGGCAACUCUGGCUUUCUGCGAGGGGGAGGAGACAUGCUUGGAGGCGCCAGUGUGACUACACGUCAUGUGCGCCUGGGAGCAACACAGGCCUACAUUGUGUUUAUCAGAAUGCUAGGGGGACACUGGCUUGCUAGGAAUGUUCCUGUUCUUCUGUCACAUUGCUUAGAACUGGUAUCCAACCCUAAAGCCAUUCAGAAUCCAGCAGAUGCUGCCUGUUCCCGCUGCUGUAUUUCCUACAUACUGCGAGCCACAAUAGGGGAGCUCCUGGGAGAGAAGGCCCAGCUGGAAGCUGCACGUGAGAUCUGCGAGGUCAUCAGAAAGCUUAUGAAAACAGUAGAUGCUGUGCUGAGCGACAGUAACAUGGAGACACGUUUCUGUACCACUAACAUCUCUGCCAGUCAGCAUGUUUUAGUGUGCGCCCUACAGGAGCUUGGUGACCUUUUCCUUGGUUUGGGUACCAUUUUGGCUCCGCUGCUUAAAGACUCCAGCGCUGGAGUUCUGGACACUGUAUUAUCUGUGUCUCUUCAUCCUAGCCUUAGUGCCCGCUUGGCUGCUGCAUGGUGCCUUCGCUGUGCAAUUGUUUCCUUGCCCUCUCUUGCUGCCCCUGUACUAGACAGGUGUGCCGAACGGCUGACAGCCCUGAAAUCUUCUCCUGAAGCAGUGAGUGGCUACAGCCUCACUGCAGCAGCGCUACUUGGAUCCAUCAGGCUGUGCCCUCUUGGUCUUCCACAUAGUAAAGGGAAGGUUCUGAUGAGCCUAGCAGAGGACCUGUUGUGCUCUGCCUCCCAGAACAAUCGCCUUUCCCUGCAAAGGACACAGGCAGGCUGGUUACUUAUAGCCUCAAUCAUGACUUUGGGUCCAGCAGUGGUUCAGUCUCAGCUGGCCCGCCUCUUACUCCUUUGGCGCAGUGUGUUCCCUGUGACUCCCAAAGAUCUAGACACAGAGAGGAGAAGGGGUGAUGCUUUCACCUGGCAGGUGACUCUAGAAGGACGUGCAGGAGCACUGGGCGCCAUGCAAAGUUUUGUUUCACACUGUGGUGAGCUCGUGUCAGAGGAGGUUUUGCAAAGGAUUCUGCCACCCCUUCCCUGUGCCAUAGCUUUGCUUACACUACUUCCAUCACUACAAAAACUCUAUGGAAACUCCCUGAAGGCUUGUUCAGUUCUGUACAGACAGAGGCUUUACAAGCUGUUGGUCUUGCUGCCUCCCAAGACUUAUGAAGGAAGCUUCUGUGCCAUCAUAAAGGAGCUGGUUGCUGAUCUGACCUCCCCUGAUUACUCUCCUGGGGGGGCUGCAUUCCUGCUUUCAUCAGUUUGUCAUCCGGAUGAUCUGGUGCUCUUGGGACCCUCCUUUCAGGAAACCGACCAAAGGGCAAUGGAAGAGGAGCUCCUCCUCAGCAGUGGAAUUCCAGGUGGUUGUUUGGAAUAUGACCUUCAUGCCAUGUACCAAUUGCCCUCAGAAGGGGAGUCUGUGCCUAAGCCCCUGCCUUCAGCCUUCACGGUAAUUCAGGCUGCAUCUUUACUGUUUGGCAUCCUACUGGCACACAUGCCUGAAUCACAAAGACCUCAGAUAUUGCAGCAGUUGGUGGAGUCUAUUAAGCAGACCAAGGGCUCUCGUCAACAAAGUGUUCAAUUGUGUGCCCUGUCUGCUCUUUGCAACUUCCUUAAGCACUUAGCAUCCAGCCGGAGUAGUCUGGGGCCAGAGGAAAUGCGCAAACCAUGUAUCAGUCUUGUCCAAUCCGUGUUGGAGAGCAAUAGCCUGUGGCUCCGCUGUGCUGGAGUAGAAUCGAUGGCUAGGCUUGUUCAGGUGGUGGAUGAUCCUACAUUUACUUCUGGCCUAGUACAAGCCAGCUUUGACAAAUUAAAGACUGCUAGAGACGUUGUGUCCCGUACUAGUCAUUCCUUAGUGCUGGGCACGUUACACAGAAACCUUGGGGGAAUCAACUCUCCACAGCACCUUACAUCAUGUGUAGGUGUCCUACACUCUUUGUCUCAGGACACCACAUCUCCCGAAGUCCAGACCUGGGCUCUGCAUUCUCUUUCUAUCAUCAUUGAUUUAUCUGGACCCCUGUAUUAUGUGCACAUAGAGGCCACACUGUCCCUCCUUCUUAAUGCACUGAUCACUACGCCCCCGUCCCACCCUGAAGUCCACCGCAGCCUGGGCCGCUGCUUAAGUGCGCUUGUCACUACACUGGGCCCGGAACUCCAAGGUAAUGGGGCUGUGUUGUCGUCCCAGAGAAGCUCCUGUUUGCUGGCCUGCUCUGUGAUGCAGGAGAACCCAGACUGCUUGGUACAAGCUCAGGGUAUUGGCUGUUUGCAGCAACUGCACAUGUAUGCUCCAAAGCACGUCAACUUAUCCAGCUUAGUGCCUACUUUGUGUGAAGUCUUGCUGGAUAAUACUAUGUUGGUUCAUCUGUACAGCCCGCAUUUGCCUUUGCGCCGGGCUGUCUUGGCAUGCCUGAGGCAACUUGCGCAGCGGGAGGCAGCAGAAGUAUCAGAACAUGCCAUGGCUGUAGCCAAAGAAGGCCACGAGGACUUAAAAAUGGAUGUGAAUAUGAGGGAACUGGGCUUGGAAGGUGUUCUGCUGAGCCUGUUGGAUAGAGAGAGUGACCAACAACUGCUGCAAGAUGUGAAGGAGACAUUGCUGCACAUGCAGAACUGCACUGGACUUUCCCGUCUUUCCUUUUGGUUACGGAUGCUAAAAGACAUCCUUUCAGCCUCUGCAGACUUUGCAGCAGUAGCUUCUGUAGACACCAACCAGGAGGAAGAAGGUGAGGUGGCAUGCUCAGACUCAGUGUUGACUUCUCAGAAAGCAGAAACCUCAGGUUCUUCAGUUACCCCUCAUUGGAGGACCAGGGUCUUUGCCAUGGAGUGCGUCUGUCAGCUGAUGGCGCAGUGUGAGUUAGAUGGUGGAGCUCACUUUGACAUGACUCAGGCGCAGGAGAUGAAGCACAAGGAACCAGACAGGGAUUUCUUGGUUCUGCACCUGCAGGACCUGAUCCGCAUGUCAUUUAUGGCUGCCACAGAUCAUAGUGAGCAACUGCGUCUGGUUGGUCUUCAGGCCCUGCUACUUGUCAUUCAUAGGUUUGCUGCUGUGCCAGAACCAGAAUUUCCUGGACACCUCAUCCUGGAACAGUUUCAAGCUAAUGUAUUAGCAGCAGUGCGGCCCGCCUUCAACACAGAUACUCCUCCUGAUGUAACUGCUAGAGCUUGUGAGGUCUGCAGUGCAUGGCUAGCAAGUGGUGUGGUGAAGGAACCUGCUGACCUUCAAAGAGUCCAACAGCUGCUCCUAACUUCCCUGAAUAGAGUGCAGGUAGCAAAAGAAACUGCCAGUGUCUACAAUGAAAGCACAACGACCAUGGAGAUCCUGGCAGUACUAAAAUCCUGGGCAGAGGUAUAUAUAGCGGCUAUGGAGAGGCAGGUGACACAGAACAAAGUGACGGAGGCCCCAAAUGAAGCCCUUCUUUCACUAGUCCAGGCUGACUUGCUGACUCUCAGCAAGCUGUGGCUCGCAACAUUGCAAGAUCAUGCUUUACUCACACUGCCAGCUGAGUGUGCGUUUCAGCUGCCUUCUCAGGGUGGAGAUUUCUACACAGCUGAAACCAGUGUUUCUGCAAGGCCUCACUACCUCCUAUCCUGGGCCCCUAUCCUUCAUGCCUCCUCUCUGUGGCUCAGCACCUCUGGAUUCCUUAUUCCUGAUCAGGAUGAAGGGAACGGUCACUUGUCCCGCCCAGUCACUCCGACUUCUAUGGGGCUGGAACGAAGCUCACAGUCGGCAACCAAGUCCCCAGAAGAUCUAAAUUCAGAGAGGUUUCAUCUCAUUCUUGGUAUUAGUGUUGAGUUCCUUUGUUGCCCACCAGUAGAUGCACCAAUGGAGCGGAUUAUCUCCUGCCUUCGGGCACUGAAAGCACUACUGAGUGGCACCUGGGCAAAGGCUCAGAUAGGGGCUGAUCCGGACCUGGCCAUUGAGUUAAUUUCUGUGCUGCAUCGCUUGCUGCUGAUGCGAGAAUCUUCUGAGGUGCAGCUUCUAGUUCUAGAGGUUGGGAGGCAGAUCCUGAAUGCUGCGCAGGAUCAUGUGAGGGAGAGGCGAAGGAGUGCAGAGGUGGAUGAUGGAGCGGAAGAGAAGGAGAACUUGCCGGUGUUUGGCGAGGGACAUGAUACAGGUGGCCUGGUGCCCGGACACUCCCUGGUGGUUGCUGCAUUGGAGCUGUGCCUUUGUAUUCUUAUCCGACAAUUACCUCAGCUCAGUCCCCGCCUUUCUGGGGGGUCAUUAGGAAAAACGGAGCCUUUGUCACAUGAUGCCAGUCUGCUUGUUGCUUCUUCACUUGGCAUUCUGGCUGAGCUGCCAUCCCUGUGCUCUCCAGAAGGCAGUGUAUCGAUUCUCCCCACCUUGCUCUACUUGGUAGUCGGUGUACUGCAAGACACUACUGUGAAAUUCCCUGAUGGGCACCUGACGUUGCCAGUAACUGCUGCCCUUCAAGCACUUAAGGUUAUCGUAUCAUCGCCCAUGUCCCGGGUAGAGAAAUGCAGAGCAUCAUGGACCAGGCUUAUGCAAAGUGCUGCCUCCACACUACUCAACACCUGCCAAUCAGAACGGCAGCUGGUGCCAGACUCCAUCAGCUUUCUGACUGCUCUCACUAUCUUCCUGCUGUCGGCAAGUCCUGAAGUUAUGUCCGAGCCUGGAUUGCAGAACGCCUCUGUGCAGAGGUUUCAGAACUGCAUCGACAGCAAGGAUCCUACAGAGCAGUUAAAAUGCUACCGGCUUCUACUGUCCAUUUUCAAACACCCUGUGCCCAAAGUUGUAGCCCCGUAUGUGUGCAGCCUGGCUCCUUGUGUAAUGAGACACCUGAGACAGGCUGAGAGCAGGAAGCCACAGAGCAUGGAAGAGCUGCUGGUUCUUCAGGAGGGAGUGAACCUAUUAAAUACACUUGUGUCUGUCAUUGAGGAAGAGAACCGACCCUCCAUUGUUUGCAUGUUGCUGCACUUACUUAUCUCCUUCCUUCUGGAUGAGAAUGCACUUGGCUCUGCACCCCACUAUUCACGUGCUCUCCAUGACUUUGGCUUGCACAGCCUGACCAGUUUUGGUGCCUGCUAUCCUGCCCAGUUCCGCAAGUUGAUGAGUUCUUCCCCGGGCCUUCGAUCCCGCCUGGAAGCUGCUCUCCGGGGCAAUCAGGAGAGUUUGAAACCUAAGGCGUCCAACAGAGGCUCCAGGGGAGGAGGUCAUGGCUCCCCCAGCAUUCAGCUGAAGACCAAUUUCCUGUGAAAUAACUACUACUUCCCUUAUUUUUCUUUGAAAUGAAAGAACCUUCACUUAACAGUUACUUUUAAAGCCUUAAAGUCAGGUUAUUUGCCUUUUAAAUUUUAUUAUUUUAAUCAAUUGUUAGGCAGGCUUGCAAAGCAGGCUAUUCUUUCAGCUAUUCGUUUACAAUGACUAAUAUAUGCCUUUUUGUGUAGCACAGUAUACUAAGCAGUGAUCUAUCCCAAAUGCCUUACAGGGUUGAGUUGAUCAUGUGUGGAGACUUCUCUUUUAUCCAUGGCUUUCCAGUUGUUGUUAGAAUACAUCUCCCAAUAUUCUGUGAUAGCCAGUGGUUAAAGAUCCCUGCCAUAAGCAAUGCUGUGUUUUCUGCAUCUCUUAACUUUUAUAAGUCUUUAGGGCAAUGAUUGUGCGAUAGACUUAUAACACAAAAGGGCUGAGUUUUUGUGUAGGUGUUAUAUGAAGCAAUAGCAGUGAUUUAGUGAGCGGUUCUACAGGACCAGAAGUUUGAAUUAGUCGUCGCAUAGAACCUAUUUGUGUGAAUGUAUUUGCUGUGCCUCUCCUGUCUGCACUGUGUAGUAUUUCUGUGUUUUAAAUACUUUGAUGAUGUGAAUUUAUAUACUUGGCACAAAUUGCACAGAAAAGAAUGACUGAAGUUCAACACGUUUGAUGCGUGU